Cuculus canorus (common cuckoo) is the source of this 2624-nucleotide messenger RNA. It is a transcript of the gene TBC1D19, whose product is annotated as TBC1 domain family member 19. Lineage: Eukaryota; Metazoa; Chordata; Aves; Cuculiformes; Cuculidae. The record is from RefSeq and is a predicted model, not a curated record. The coding region runs from base 53 to 1606 and encodes 517 amino acids. The transcript has 21 exons.
AGCGGCCCGGCUCGCUCCGUUGCCCGGUGACGCGGGCGCGGGUGGCACCGCGAUGCUGGACCCGGACAGCGGGCUGUCCCUCACCAUAGCGCGCAUCGUGCAGCGCCUCAAGGGCUCCAGCCUCCACUCCCAGCUGGAGCGACAGGCCCGGGUUAGCCUACACAAACCAGAAAUUAAACUGGAAUCGCUGAAAGAAGAUAUUAAGGAUUUUCUGAAGACAUCAGGCUGGGAAAAGAAGCUUCAGAAUGCUGUUUAUAGUGAACUCAAUGUGUUUCCUUCGCCCUGUCAUCCUGCAGCACCACCUGAGCAUAUGAAAGAACCGUUAGCUUAUAUGAGGAAAGCACAGGGAAGCUGGGAGAAGCGAAUUCUAAAAAGUCUAAACAGCAUGUGCACAGAGCUCAGUAUUCCGCUAGCCCAGAAGAGGCCUGUAAGUGAACAGAAAGAACUGCUUAAUAAAUGGAAUGAAAUGGGAACUGAUGAGCCAGAUCUAAGUCUCUUCCGUCCUGUUUAUGCACCUAAAGAUUUUCUUGAGGUGCUGAUGAAUCUUCGAAACCCGAAUUAUGAAAACGGAGAACAACCUAGUUUCAGAAAUCAUCUGGGGCUGAUUCAGGUUCCUCUAAAAGUUAAAGAUAUUCCCGAAUUGAAAGAAAACUUCAGUGAACUGGGCUUAAAUAUAGGACAGCUUGGUAUUGAUGAUUCAGCACAAGUGCCUCCUGAGUUCUUUGAAAAUGAACAUGUACGUGUUGGACAAAAGGUUUUAGCAGAGCAAGAUAGUGCUGCAGCUCAACAGUAUGUUCGCCAGGGAUGUCCAACAGCACUCCGAGCUGAUCUGUGGGCCCUCAUCCUCAAUAUUUCUAAUCAGCCAGAGGAUAUCUUGUAUUAUGAACAGCUUAAGUCAAAUGUGAUUCAGCAUGACCUUUUAGUGGACAGCCUGAUUUACAAAGAUGUAAAGCUGACAGCGAGCAACGAUGACUACUAUUUUGUAUUUGAGGAUUAUUUAUAUCAGGUAUUACUCUGUUUUUCCAGAGAUACUUCUGUGUUGGAGCACUUUGCUUACAGUAGUGCCACCCCUCCCAAGUCAUAUAUACGAGGAAAAGCCGGUAUGGAAGAAUAUGCUGUUUUCUAUCCUCCAAAUGGUGUAAUUCCUUUUCAUGGCUUUUCUAUGUAUGUUGCUCCACUUUGUUUUCUGUACCAUGAACCUUCCAAAUUGUAUCAGAUAUUCCGUGAGAUGUAUGUGCGUUUUUUCUUCAGGCUCCAUUCCAUCUCUUCUCAUCCCUCUGGCAUUGUAUCAUUAUGUUUGCUGUUUGAGACUCUUUUACAAACCCAUCUGCCGCAGCUCUUUUAUCACCUUCGAGAAAUUGGGGCUCAGCCGUUACGAAUUUCAUUUAAAUGGAUGGUACGAGCGUUUUCUGGUUAUUUAGCUACAGAUCAGCUCUUGCUUCUGUGGGACAGGAUCCUGGGAUACAACUCUCUAGAAAUUCUUGCUGUCCUGGCAGCUGCUGUGUUUGCUUUCCGAGCGGUCAAUCUGAUGGAGGUGACAUCACUGGCUGCAGCUGAAGUGCUUUUGUGUUACUCUUGGAUGUCCUUCAGCUGUCAAAACAUGUAACAACCCAUCGCUUUGUUGUAAUCUAACUAACGUGCCAAAUUAUGUCCUGUCAGACAGCAAGAUUCCUGCUCCUCCAUCACCAGUAAGAUUGUGUCCUGGCAAGCCGUUUGGCUACUACUACAGAUUUGAUAAAUCAAAGUACUGCUGGAAAUAUUUUAUUCACUCAUUCUGCCAUUGUUUCCUUCGGAUUUGGUCUCUCUGGAUGCGCCUCCAGAUCUUGUGUAAACGGAUCAAGCUUUUGUUUAUUUUUGAAAUAAACGAAAUUCAACCACGUUCUGCCUAGUCAACAUCUGUUACCUGGAAUGGCAUCUUUGUUCCCAUGAAGGACUCAACUCAAUUGAAAAAAAGUAUAAAAAAAGCUUUCAUGUGGAUAACAGAUUCAACUGCAAUGAAAAUUUGCUGAACAUUCUGAACUACAGCCCUGGUUACCAGUUAAUGACUGCUCCUCCUCACUGAAUAAAAAAGAUUUUCUCAUUUUACCAGCCUUUUAGCCUAUUACUGAGCAAUUUGUUAAUUUGAGAGAUAGCUAGACUCUUGGUCAUCCAUAAAAAGAUCAUAAGGGCUAAUACUCUCAGCAGAUAAGGAAAAUGAUUAAUUCACUUCCAUUCUUCCAGUUCCACUUUCAUUAUUGGACCAAGAUAACAUCUGUGGCCCACAGUUUCUCAGCCCAUUAAGGUCUGGGAAUAGACCACUUAAAAUACUUAGUGUAAUUUCUUCUUGAGAGGGACUUUGCCUCCUCAAAAUGUAACCUUCAGUAAUUCAGAAACGACUGAGAAGGGGUUCCUGAACUGAUCCUCCCAUCCUGGCAAAUAUAAAGUCUACAAAAUUCCACCUUCUUUUUAGAUUUUUUUUUUUCAGUACAUGACAUCAGAGAACUAGAAGGUUGAAAUUAGUACAUAUUUUUUUAUAAGUUGGGUGCAGAUAUGUGUAUCUUCCCUAAAUCAAGAGAACACACUUGCAAUUCACUCUCAUGCUUGUUCAAAAUGAUUGUUUCUUCUCACAGCAUUUAUACAAUCAA